UGGGCUAUUUUGGAAAUACAAUUGCGGGAAAAAUUUCGGAGCUGCCGGUUGCGGUUUUUUGGGGGGGCUAGUUUUAUAAUGUGCCGCGGCAGCGAAAAUGUUUAUCUGUAGACUUAUAAAAUGAACGUUCUUUAUUUUCCUAAUGUGCAACAAUCACAUAAACAAUACCUGUCAACCCAAGGACCUGUGCAGCGUCAGAAGUCCGUGAGUGGAGGGGCGCGUUUUGCUCUUAAUAUCACGUCAGAAAUAAGAAAUUACCUUACGUGAGGAGUUACGUCUAUACUGAGAGUUUUGAGGAAGCGGUAAAUCAUAAUCUGCAUAUUUGUUUGUUCGUUUAUUUAUAUCUUAACGUCAUGCAGCUUCCAGGUCUAAAUUCAUGGAGAGAACUGGUUAAUCAAUCCACACACAAGUUAAUCACAAGACUCUGUGCCACGCUAAAGUCCGCAGGUAAAGCAAUAAACAAGUAUGAACAAUGUCAGGUAGGCUAAAUCAUGUAAAAACACCGUGAAUCAGGACAACAGUGAAUCUGAGAGACGAGGAGAGAAGGUAAAAAGUCAGCCGGGUUAUUUCUUUAACACAUAUGCCUAAAAGCUUUUGUAAUGGUGAAGGAUCGGAAAGAAUCGGAGAGAAAAUGUUCUUGUUUUUUGUUUAUUCAUAUAUAUUGAUCAUAUUUUAAAGAGUUUAUCAUGCAAAAUACUUCUAAAAUAUCCAUCUAUUAUUCAUUCAUUCAUCCAUCCAUACAUACACACAUACAAUCCAUACGUUUUUGGACAUUAAAGACAACAUUUCUCUGUUUGCUGUGGAGGUAAGACAUUUGUAAGAUGUACAAAAUGUUUUUUAUUAACCUUGGAUUAGGCACAUAGAUGCUUUAUUAACAAACAACAGUCUUUCAUCCUGAUUAAUGAGUGUUGUCAUCAAAUGCAAGACUCAGACUGCAGAAACAAUGGAUCAAACUGAUACUACACAUUCUCUGCUUUUCAUGUGUGAACAAUUAAUGCAUCAGGACACAGAUUAUCAAUUACCCUUGUUAGAAAAUGGUCUGAACAUGAUCACAUUAGAUAAAAGUUAAAUACAAACCUGUUAAUCAUGAGUUGGUGAAUUGUGUAUGUUAAAACAGAUGAAACAUACAAUGUGACAGUCUGUACUUUUGUCUCAUAUUCACCCUUUAAUGUUAAGUUUCAUGACUCCACAGCAAACAGAGCAAUUUUGCCUAUAUUGUCCCAAUAGCCUAGACUACUUAUGUAGCCUACAGUUAUAAACAUCUAAGUGUAUUUAACUGUGUUAUUUUGUGACACCUAAAUAUGAACUAAAAUGUGCUAAAAUGUAUUUUAUUUAGAUAUUUACGUACCAUAUGAACCCAUCUUUGUAUAAUCUUUUCAAGUUAUUUAAAAAAAUUAAAUACAGAGAUAUGUUAAAAGGGCAGAGUUCAUAUGCUGUCUCAAAAUAGCAUGGUUGGGCACACUUAGAUGUUCUUAAGAUAAUCUUAUGAGGUGCUCAAGUAGAAUUUUUUGUGUAUUUAGUACGGAAUAGUGUGUGAAAAUAGAGCCCUUUAAGUGCAUUAUGAAAAUAAUUACCUGGAAAGUAGAUUAAAAGCAACAGUAAGAGUUUAUUUUACAGCCUUUUGUUUUAAUCCAGCAGUUUCAACUGUGAUUGGACAAAUGUAAAAAUUGGGCUAGUUUUAUUUCCUUUUGGGCGGGUUAUGUUGUCAUUGGGCUGGAAAUUUUUCUUGGACCUGGCAACCCUUCCUCCCUUGGUUUUUCCACUAAUCCACGAAGGGUAGCAACGGCAGAUUUAAGUAUCAGGGACAGGCUGGUUGCCUGAGUGUCACAAACCAAGAUAACGGAUGGUAGAGUGCGUGCACGGAGCCGCAGCAACGCGCACUGUAGAUUUCGGUUUGACCCAUCGGUGGCUGUGGGGUUAAUUGCCUUCACUGGUGGAUGAUGGUUCGGUCAUCUUAUUUCUCUUCUCUCUCUAGGUCUGCAGUGUGAUUUGCUGCAAGUGGACUGCAGUGCGAGCACUUUUGUCUGUAUACCACUUUGUCUUCACAAAAAUAGCUAAUUAUGAAAAGAAGGGAGGGGCCCAACACAAAGCCAGGUCUAGCCAGACAGCACCUCUUGGACAAGUACAGUGAUCUACCAUCUCCUGAUUUGAUCCAAAAUGGACACAUUCUCUUUCUUUAUGUCACAGCAAAAUCCAGCAACACUGCAACUGCAAGAGAAAUAGUCAAAUACAUCCCAGAAAUGACUGAAGAGCAGGCAAAAAAUAAAGUGAAGGUACUUGUUGGAAAAACUUUUAAAAAAUACAGAAAGCUAACUAAUGAGCGAGAAUACUGUCAGUUUGAAGGGAUAUGUAGCCAAAGGUUUUGUGAAAACUCCACUACCACCACAGUUUCCCAUGCAAAGUCUCCAAAGUCUGCUGAACAACAAGUUCCAAAACUUCCUUUAAAGACAACACGCGUUAGUAAAGCCAAAUGUCCUACUUGUACCAGAUAUAAGGAGUCUCUGAAAAACAUGAGGCAGAAAAAUCUGCAGAUGCAGAGAAGCAAGUACCUGGCAAUUAAGAAACUCGAAGCACAGCAGAGAAAGAAGGGAACAAUAAGGGUACUUAAUCAGAAACUGAAAAGGAAAGAAAAGCAAAUAUCUAAUUUGAAAAACCUGUUGAAAUCACAGGAUGCUAAAACCAUCGCUAAAUUAAAAAAACAAUACAAAGUAAAAGCAAGAAGUCAUAUGCGCCUGAAGAAAUCCCUUACACGCAUGAAACGAGAGGUCAAAUCAAAUUCUGUUAACGAUAUGGAUCGAAGAUGCUGCGAGUUAGAAGAAAGAAGUAUUUCGAUGAACAGUGAGAUUCAUGAUCUUCAGUUGAAAAACCACAUUUUGGAAGAAAAAAUCCAGGAUUUGGAAAGUGAAAAAAAACUUACAAAAAAAGACGCAAAGUUAUACUCAAAUAAAAUGCGUUUGAUGGUGUUUGAUGCAAUAUCCAAUCAGGUGCCUACUGCUAACAUCCAGAAUUUGAUUACAAAGUUUGGACUGCGCUUCAGCAUUUGUUUAAGUGAUGUGCCAAAAAGAGCUACUGUGGAAGCCAUGACCAGAGAAAUGGGGGCAUUAAGUGACCUCCAGACUGCUGAAGCACUUUUAGCGAACACACACACAACCCUGGGCUUUGAUGCAACCACACAGGAGGGAAUCCACUUGAACAGCAUACAUUUCACCACCAAAGAGAACUGUUAUGUUGUUGCUGUAGAUGAACUUCCAGGAGGCUCUGCUGAGGAUUACCAGAUCCAUAUUUGUGACUCCAUCAGUAACCUUGCCAGUGUCUACUGUCAUUUUUUUGAGGCAGACUACCAAAACAUUCUUCAACAAAUGAUAGGGAAUAUAUCAAACACGCUCACUGACCGCUGUGCUGCCAAUCAUGCAGCCAUUCGUUUAGUCUGUGCAUCUUGGAACAAGUCCCUGAAUGAGCUGAAUUGCAACCUUCAUCCUCUGGAAACAAUCGCUUUAAAGACAAAGAGUGCUCUGAAGGAGAUCGAGAAAUCCAUGGGGAUUACUGGGAAAACCAAGGGGAAAGACUGCAUUGGGGCCAACAUUGUAGUUCAAAUGAAUAAGAUGAGGUACAUGGAUGGCGAGGGUGACCCUCGUGGCUUUAAGGUCUUUCUGGAUCAAAACAAUCUUGCCCUUGGCCUCAUACCACGCUACAGAGGUAAUAGACUGCACAUUCUUUUCCAUAUAUGUGGGAUAUUCUCAAGUCAUCAUGCCACACUAAAGUCAUAUCUCUCUGGAGGAACAUCCUGUGGAGGCCUGCGUGAUAGCAUACUGGAAGACUUCAACUCUACAGCCGGACAGGUUGAAAUGCAAGUUCUGGGUUUGCUCGGGAAAUUUCUGACUGGACCCUGGAUGACCAAAUUCUACACUGGUGCAGAUGAGCAAACUGAUUACAUUAAAUGUAUUGAAAUUAUCAAAGAGACUGUGCAGAACCUGAAAGAUCAACUAAGCUCACCUGCUGAAUUCCUAACUCGCACAACAGACCUCUUUGGAAAUCAGUUGAAUGCUUCAGACAAAAUCCUUGAGAAAUUGCAACAACCACCAAAAGACAAAGUCAUGUUCACUCAAAUGAUGGAAAGCUGUCUGAGAGCAGUCAUUUUAGUACUUGAAAGACAAUAUCAACAAUACUUUGUUGAUACGUGGACAGUGACGGAGAAACUAAAACAAGAGACAGCCUCGGCAAGAUCACAUAACAUGGACGCUGAAGAGCUGAUGGGGAUGUUUAGUGCGCUGAAGAAGAAAGCUCCAAAUGCCACCAUCUGCUACUUGUCCUGUAAAAUGCGAGCACGGAAAAACAACACUGUGGAUUAUUUGGACAGUUUAGACAAGAAAAAACAAGAGUUAGUCAUCAGAAAAGCAGUGAGGCUGGGGGUCAUACAAAGAAGAAAGAGGAGGAAGAAGCAAGGAGAGCUACAGGAGGAAUUGCAGAAACGUCAAGCCACAAAUGAAAGGAAGAGAAGUGAACAAGAACGGAAAGUGUUAGAGAAAAAGUUUGAAGAAUUAGCUGCAGACAAGAUCGAGGAAGCGUUUCCAGAACUCCCAGAAGAAAAAAUUAGCUUGAUCAAGGAGUUGUUGGCUGGCAGAGGGGUGGGGGCAUUUAUAUGUCAUGCGUGGGAUUUGGGUGGCAGCAGGGUCAUUUUCAAUGGGAAAAUUGAAUCUUUCCAUGCUAAAAAAAAGAAAUACACUGUUGGCUAUUGGGCCAUGAGCGGAGAGGGGUAUGAAUUUGAUGCACAUGACACUGAUGUGUCCAUCUAUGCGAUGACAGCAGAUGUCAUCUUGGAUGACUUGGUUGUACAAUAGCCUGCAAAAAAAUUAUUCUGUAGCUGUGUCUCGUCCUCUAGAGGUUGCAUACGUCAUUGAGGCGGUUUCAUUUCACAAGUGUAAGAAGGACUUCUGAAGAUGACCUUCGAAUGUGCUCUUCUUUCACAGGAAUUCAGAGGAUACAUGAGGUGUAUCCUUUGCUAUUGCAGAUAGCCCACAAUUCUUUGUGUUGAUGUCAACAACCGUUUAGUUGAAAAAAAAAUGUACAUACAAACGAAGAGAGGCUCAAAGACGGACGUUUUCCUGGUCUUGUGUCCAAAGAUAGCAUACGAUAGUUUUCUGACAGUGUCAGAAGUUCAGCAUGAUCAACGCACAGUGUCUUUGCUGCUACGACCUGGUAUUUGUUUACCACUAGCGCAAACUGGUGACGUUGCGCUAACGUGUGACGCAGCUGCCGAAGCUUCCGUGUCAUCAUCGUACAGUCUACAUGCUUGUCGUACCCGAGUUUAAACGAUCCAUGUUGCACAGUGUGAUAAGGUAAUGAUCUUAUAGGAGGGCAAAAAUCCUGCCGUGUAUUCUGGGCUUAAGACAAGGCAGAAGCAUACUACAGCAGAUUUCUGUGGCAGUGGGCGGACCUACCAUGCAAGCGGUAAUCUGAUUGGCUAGAGCUCACCUUGAGAUCUUGAUUAAUAAUCGUUAUCUCACGGAUGUGACACAAUUACGGAGUGUGCUUUAAAAUGACCAAAAACAUGCAAGACUCCCCAAAUAUUUUAGAUGUCUCCAUAUAUAAAACACCUGAUUCAGUUCAUCAGCUUGUUAGGGUGUUAAUUAAGGAAACGUUUCAAACUUUCUGGAGGGAGCUUGAUGAGUGGAAUCAGGUGUUUCAUUUAAGGAGACAUCUAAAACAUUCUGGGGGGAGGACUAGAGUUAAGAACCACUGGCCCAUGUAAUGUUUUUUUUUAUGGGACUUAGGCCUUGUCCACACGGACACGGGUAUUUUUUAUAAACGUGACUUUUGCGCGGUUCGGCCUUUCGUCCACACGGAAACGCAGAAUGACGUCACUCAAACCGAACAUUUUGGAAAACCCCUCCCGGGGUUGAGUAUUUAAAAAAAAUGCCAGUUGCGGUGUUGUCGUAUAGACAAUAAAACCAGGGGUUUUUGCCUUGCGACGUCACUUUUGUUAGGCUUCUGAUUGGCCAAGGUGGCUUUACGAUUUGCGUUAUAUCACCGCCUGUUGGUUUGGCAUGCUCUUGACAGCGCACAAUCACGUGUUUUUGCUUGUUUAUAUGAUUUCUUUUAAACUGAGCAUUUGUGGAGGGGAUUUUUUUAAACUGCAGGAGUAAAAACUCUGGUUAUAAUAAUACCCAUGUCCGUGUGGACUAGGUCUUAAUGUAUAGAAAUGGUUUUGUUUCUAUGUAAAGCUUCUGCUUUCCUGAUUUGUUAAUACACGAGUCUUGAAAUUUUUUAGUUAAACCUCUAUUUGUCACAUUUGAUUGUAAAUGUUGAACUUGUAAUGUGUUAGUGAAGAUGGACCUUUGCUUGUAUGUAUGUUAUGUUGCUUUUGUUUAAUGAAGAUACUGUAUUCAGUAAGUAUUUCCUCUAUACUGGUUAAUGAAAAUGGACUUUAUUCAAUCAUUUCUUUGUGCAAGUUGUUCAUUGCAUGACUUAUUUCAGUAACACUUGAUUCUUUGUUGUGAAAACUAGAAAAAUCUGUAUAUUAUCCAGUUGACUUAACUUUAACGGUGACGUGCAAAGGAAUUGAAAGAGUAAGGUCACAUACUUUACUGCAUUUAAUUUUGACACCUAAAGUUAAGUUACAAUAACAUUACACUUCAUGCAUCCCAACUUAACGGAGUCAAAGCAACAGUCUUACUCGCCCUAGUCAAGUCUAAUGAGCAAAAUCAUAGUUUUGAAAUGUUUAAAAGAUACGUUUAGGAAAUAGUUUCACAGUUCAAAGAGCAACAAAAUCUGAAUGCUUCAUAAUUGCUACAGUUAGUUAGCUCUAUAAAACAGAUCAUGUUCAUUUAACAAUUGGAUGUAAAUUAAGUGAACAUAACACUUCAUGUGUGCUAAACAUAACUGAGUUAAAGCAACUUAAUCACAUGAUGAAGCUGAAUCAACAAAGAUAUUCUUGUUUUGAAGUUGUUUAUGCUUGAUACUUGUUAGAAUUUAAAGAUUGUUCCCCCACUCCUCACAUUUAUAUGUUUGAUAUCUUUAUAUCAUAUAACCCUGUAUAUUCUUUAUUGUUGUCCUUGUAUGACUACUGAAGCAGUGAUCACUUUUAUUUGUCUUAGCUUGCAUUUAAUAAUUUCAUACAGAGUUGUGACAUUUCCCUUGACUAUGCAGAAAAGCUGGACAUGGGCUGAUCAGUCGAGGUCUAGAAAUUCAACCAGACUUUCCUGUUUCAACCUCCACUUCCUUGUUCGCAUUAUAGAACUGUCUAAGAAUGGUUAUUUAUGCAUCCGUAUCCAGACUUGCUCCCGCAGGUACCGAUCAUGCGAUUGUUCUCCAGACAUGUUUGCUCAAUGUGCGGAUCAAAAACCCUGUGAUUCAUGGUGACAUCAUGUGAUUAGUAUUUCCUUUCUGUACUCUAUUUAAUCUGAAGUCUGUCUAAUAAACUUUGGUCUAUGUUUGAACUG
Misgurnus anguillicaudatus (oriental weatherfish) is the source of this 7439-nucleotide messenger RNA. RefSeq lists its product as uncharacterized. The record is from RefSeq and is a predicted model, not a curated record. Lineage: Eukaryota; Metazoa; Chordata; Actinopteri; Cypriniformes; Cobitidae.